Molecule: messenger RNA, 1794 nt
Organism: Panicum virgatum (switchgrass)
Lineage: Eukaryota; Viridiplantae; Streptophyta; Magnoliopsida; Poales; Poaceae
Product: MEIOTIC F-BOX protein MOF-like
Exons: 4
Coding region: 315-1586 (423 amino acids)
Molecular function (GO): protein binding
Source: RefSeq, a predicted model, not a curated record
CUCAUAUCUCACGCUGCUAGGUCAUCCACGGAUCCAACCGGUCCCACGCCUGACAGUCUCCGGCGGCGGCCGGCGGCAGAGGGAGCGGCGGAGCGGGCAGCGCCCGUCGAGGUCGCGAGCUGCCAGUGAGGGGCGACCGGGCGAGGCUGCGCAUGCGGCUUCCAGGAGCGCCGGGGCGGCGGCCAGGCGUCUAGGGAGCGAAUAACUUCUGUAACGUCAAAUAGCCAUCCAGCAAAUUUUGGCCAUCAGGAUUCAGACAACCAGACCCCUGUCUUCCCUGUCAAAGCAGUCAAGAGUCUGCAUAGGAACUGGAGAUGGUGCAACCUGAGCCAAUGGCGAAGCGCAGCAUGGCAUGUAGCCAGGGUGUAGGUGGCGCUGUGGACCGGCUUAGCGCGCUGCCGAUUGAGCUCAUCCACACCGUGUUGUCAUUCCUCCCAGCCCCGGAAGUUGUGCGGACAUGUCUUCUGUCACAGCAGUGGAGAAGUCUUUGGCGCUCUGCGCCCUGCAUCGACCUCGAUGAUGAGGACUUUGGGAUCUCCAUGAUGACCAUCCAUGAUGGUACCUUGGAGGAGAAGUGGGCCAAGUUUGAGGAUUUCGCCACCAACCUGCUGCUGUUCCAUGAUAAUACCUCGUCCUUGGGAGAAUUCCGGCUUUCAUCUAGCAUCUAUAACCAGCAUCAUAUUGACCGAUGGAUUCGCCGUGGCAUCGAGUACUGCCCUUCUGUGCUCAAAAUUCAGAUACAGGUAUAUCCUCGCUUCAAGUUGCCACCAAUAGUGGGCUCAAAUUUUUGUCAUCUUAAGACACUGUAUCUUCAAAAUGUGGAUUUGGGUAGCCAUUUUGCGGGCCUGUUCUGUUCGGCAUGCCCUGUCCUGGAAGAUUUGGAGCUUGAUAACUGCGAGUUUUCUGGCAACCCUUCUCAAGGCAUUACAUCAUCCUCACUGAAAAAUUUGGUAUUAGAAUUUUGUGAGUACAACACAGAUUAUCCGUUGGUGAUCACAGUUCCUAGCCUCGCAAAUCUGCGUCUCAUGUUUGGAUGCUACGAAUAUGGUAUUUCUUUAUGCAAGAUGGAUUCCCUUAUCAAGGCAGAGAUUUAUGUUGCAGAAUACGAAACAACGUUGCCUCAGCAUUCCCAGCGUGAGCUUCUUUGUAGCCUCUACAAUGUGACAUGCUUAAAAUUGGUGGGUUUUGAAGUGGAGGAAAUACUGAAUGAGGAGUCUGAUAAAUUCCCAAAAUUUCAUAAUAUGCGAACCUUGAACCUUCAUAGCUGUUUUCAUGAUGAUUAUGAACUGUACAAAAAAUUAGAGGUUUUGGGGAGCUUUCUUUGUAGUGCGCCUUGUUUGGAGAAACUUAUUUUGAAGUAUUGCAUGUUCUCUCCGUCUUCUGAUUCAGAGUGGGAGAUAGGAAAGAAAAAUAUCACUCUGCGUUGCCAGGAUGGAAAGACAUUCCAGUGUCCAAAGCUGAAGUUGAUUGAAGUCAUCUACAAUCACGACAAUAAUCACCAACUAAUUGAACUUUUGUGGAGCCUCGGGAGGAGCCUACCAGACGCCAGGAUUGAACUUAAGAAAAUCGAGUUGUUUCUUGGCUAGUACAUUUCUUUGUGCAAUCUUCCGUGAGGCAUUUGUCUUUGCACAUUUCUUAGCAUAUUGAGUGGACGUGUAUGUGCGCUGUGUGGGCAUGAGUUGGGCACAUGUGUUCCAUUAUGUAUUGAACUUGCGUGAUGUAGGAUAUGUUUAUUCAGAUAUGAGUGUUUUGAUUUAAAAUGAAUUUACAUUUAUGGUUCCUGGUUGGAUUCAA